Helianthus annuus (common sunflower) is the source of this 2899-nucleotide messenger RNA. RefSeq names its product phospholipase D alpha 1. The record is from RefSeq and is a predicted model, not a curated record. Gene Ontology annotation, molecular function: D-type glycerophospholipase activity; calcium ion binding. Gene Ontology annotation, cellular component: plasma membrane. The transcript is spliced from 5 exons. Gene Ontology annotation, biological process: phosphatidylcholine metabolic process; phospholipid catabolic process. Bases 249 to 2681 code for a protein of 810 amino acids. NCBI's taxonomy places the organism in Eukaryota, Viridiplantae, Streptophyta, Magnoliopsida, Asterales, Asteraceae.
ACAGUUUUUAAGACGGAUAUGGGCACAAUGUCUACCCCCUUGUAUUAUUGCAUCCAUCUUUAAAGCAUAUCACAUUACAUUUUCUCCUUCACUUUGGGGCCAUUCAUCACUCUGUCACAAAUUUUCUCCGAUUUUCCUCUCCUUUCUCACGGUUUUUGAUCGGAAUCAACUGUUGCUAAGCUGUUUCAGCUACAGAUUUUUCGAUUAACAGAGUAAGCACGUCUAGAUCUAGUCUACUUAGGUUGACAAUGGCUCAGAAGACACAUCUCCAUGGCACUCUUCAUGUAACGAUCUAUGAAGUCGAUAAAAUUCAUGUUGCUGGUGGUGGUAACAUAUUCUCCAAGAUUGUGGCUAACAUAGAGGAGACUAUCGGAUUUGGAAAGGGAACUCCGAAAAUGUAUGCAACUGUCGAUCUCGAAAAAGCCCGAGUUGGGCGAACCAGAAUGAUUACCGAUGAGCCUGAAACCCCGAAGUGGAAUGAGUCAUUCCACAUUUACUGUGCGCACUCAGCUUCUAACGUCAUAUUCACAGUCAAAGACGAUAAUCCCGUCGGUGCAACCUUAAUUGGGCGGGCUUAUAUCCCCGUUGAAGAAAUCUUAGACGGUGAAGAAUUGGAUCGAUGGGUCGAGAUUCUAGACGAAGAUAAAAAUCCUAUAAGCGCAGGUUCUAAAAUCCACGUAAAAGUACAGUAUUUCGAUGUUACACAAGAUCGUAACUGGGACCGUGGAGUUAAAAGUGCUAAAUAUCCCGGAGUUCCGUACACGUUCUUUGGUCAGAGAAACGGAUGUCGGGUUUCGUUAUAUCAAGAUGCGCACGUCCCCGAUGGUUUCAUUCCUAAAAUACCCCUUGCUAACGGGGAAUUUUACGAGCCACAUAGAUGUUGGGAGGAUGUGUUUGAUGCGAUAACCGACGCGAAACACUUUAUUUAUAUUACGGGGUGGUCGGUUUACACCGAGAUAACUUUGAUACGCGAUUCGAGGCGGCAGAAGGCGGGAGGUGACGUUACACUCGGUGAGCUUCUAAAACGAAAAGCGAGUGAAGGUGUUCGCGUUCUUAUGCUUGUUUGGGACGAUAGAACAUCUGUGGACAUAUUCAAACGAGACGGAUUAAUGGCUACGCAUGACGAAGAUACCGAAAACUAUUUCCAAAAUACCGACGUUCAUUGCGUUUUAUGCCCCCGUAAUCCUGAUGACGGUGCAAGUUUCAUUCAAGACCUUCAGAUUUCCACCAUGUUCACUCACCACCAGAAAAUCGUAGUGGUGGACGCCGCGAUGCCGACUGGCGACUCAACGAACCGCCGCGUGGUGAGUUUCGUUGGCGGCAUUGAUCUCUGUGACGGGCGGUAUGAUACCCCGUUUCAUUCGCUUUUCCGAACGCUUGAUACCGCCCACCAUGACGAUUUCCACCAGCCGAACUACACCGGCGCUUCCAUAACCAAAGGCGGGCCCCGCGAACCGUGGCACGACAUACAUAGCCGGCUCGAAGGACCCGUUGCGUGGGACGUUUUGUUCAACUUCGAACAACGGUGGAAAAAACAAGGCGGGAAAGACAUUCUUGUUAAUUUACGAGAACUUGACGGCAUCUUAACGCCACCUUCUCCUGUAAUGUUUCCAGAUGACCAAGAAACAUGGAACGUUCAAGUGUUCCGAUCGAUUGACGGUGGGGCCGCUUUCGGGUUCCCGGAUAGUCCCGAAGAUGCGGCUAACUCGGGUCUAGUCAGCGGGAAAGAUAACAUAAUCGAUAGAAGCAUACAAGAUGCGUAUAUUCAUGCUAUAAGGAGAGCUAAACGUUUUAUCUACAUCGAAAAUCAGUAUUUUCUCGGAAGCUCGUACGCAUGGGAGUUUGAUGAUGUUAAAGGCGAAGACGUCGGUGCGUUGCAUCUUAUCCCGAAAGAACUUUCGUUAAAGAUUGCGAGUAAGAUUCAUGCCCAUGAAAAGUUUACGGUUUAUGUUGUGGUCCCGAUGUGGCCCGAAGGGAUACCCGAGAGUGCAUCGGUUCAAGCGAUAUUGGAUUGGCAAAGGAGGACUAUGGAGAUGAUGUAUAAAGAUAUCGUUCGGGCUCUUGAAGCCGAGGGGCUUCAGGAUGACCCGAGAGAUUAUCUCACUUUCUUUUGCCUUGGGAACCGUGAGGUGAAGAAGAGCGGCGAAUACGAACCAUCUGAACGGCCUGACCCGGAUUCGGAUUAUGAAAAAGCACAAGCGGCUCGCCGGUUCAUGAUCUAUGUACAUGCCAAAAUGAUGAUUGUUGAUGAUGAAUACAUAAUAGUCGGAUCUGCAAACAUCAACCAACGAUCCAUGGAUGGUGCACGAGACUCCGAGAUCGCAAUGGGCGCCUACCAACCAUACCACUUAUCAACCCGCAGUGAACCCGCAAGGGGUCAGAUUCACGGGUUCCGUAUGGCUUUAUGGUAUGAACACUUAGGCAUGCUCGACGACACUUUCCAGAACCCAGAAAGCACCGAGUGUGUGAAAAAAGUUAACCACAUGGCCGACAAAUAUUGGGACCUUUUCGCUAGUGAGAAUCUUGAACAAGACCUGCCCGGUCACUUGCUUCGUUACCCGAUCGGGGUUGCUAGUGAAGGUAAUGUGACCGAACUGCCCGGAACCGAGUUUUUCCCUGAUACGAAAGCUCGUGUUCUUGGUGGUAAAGUUGAUUACCUUCCUCCAAUUCUUACCUCAUAGGAAGGUAAAAAAGGUAUGCAUUUUUAUGUUAGUUGUGUUGUUUAUGGUUAUAAUAAGGUAUGUUUGUUGGUGGUGUUUGGUUUUGGGAGGCUAUUAUGUGUAUGUGUAAUGCAGACUUCUUGUUUUUAACUAUGUGGUAUUGUAAUCAUGUCUCCGUGACCGUGACAAGGCUAAAAUGGCGUGGGUUUGGUUAGUCGAAUCCAUGUUUUUUUUUUAAA